Menidia menidia (Atlantic silverside) is the source of this 5500-nucleotide messenger RNA. Lineage: Eukaryota; Metazoa; Chordata; Actinopteri; Atheriniformes; Atherinopsidae. The record is from the annotation of a GenBank genome assembly.
UGUUCGUCUCAUCGAAACGUGUCUCCUCAGCAAAGACACACACAUACUAACGUGAUAGAAACGGUUUCUCUUGUUUUUGAAAGUUUCGUUUCUGUUGCCUUGAGAUUGUUUUGAUUUUAUACUAUGUAUAUUAAAGAAUUUCGCGUGUAAAACGCAGUAUUUAUUGGCCAUUUCUACUGAAGACUGUCCGCUCCUCCUACCCUCGAUGAAGCGCUGCGAUGCCCUCUGAUUUUAUAUCCCUCCUUAGCUCGGAUAUCGACCUCAAUUCCCCCAAAUCGCUAUACUCUAAAGAGUCGGUAUAUGACCUCCUCCCCAAAGAGCUCCAGCUCCAGCCGUCGUCCACCCAGACUGACCCACCCGCCAUGAGCCAGAAGAGUGGGGGAGAGGCGGGACCUCCCCCUUCUGCAGCCCUGGCUUCAGUUCACUGCUCCAUAGAUGCCACCUCUUCCACCUCGAGCCCUUCUGCCUCCUCUUCAGUAUCCAUGGGAGCUCCAUCCAGCGGCCCCUCUACCUCGUCCUCAGACCAUCUCACGGUUGCCCAGCAUCUCCACCCCACAGGAGGGGAUGGAGCUGGAGCUUCAGAGAUACAAGGUAUGGAGGCUGCCGGAUCUGCCCCCAGCAGAGGCAACAGCGGAGGGAGCGCGGCCCCGGCGGACGGAGGGUCAGCAGCGCUGUCGGGGCUAGGUGUGCAGCAGCCUCAGAACACCCCAUCCAAACGAAGGCCGGUGCUUAGCAUAUCUCCACCUCCCGAGGACCUGUUCGACGACAGCCAGAUGUCCUGUCAAGACGAGCCGGCGGUGUCCGGGGCGCCAGGCGCGGACUCGGAGCACAGCAGCAGCAUGUGGGCAGACGACUCCGUCUCAAACUUCAGCUUAAUCAGCUCCAUAUCCUACAACGACAACACAGAGGUGCCACGCAAGUCUCGAAAGCGCACCCCACGCCAGCGUCCCGGCCCCAAGGCAGCUCCUCCAGAAGACAGCAUGGAUGUGUUUGACGCUGACAGUGCCAAGGGUCCUCAUUUUGUCCUGUCCCAGCUGGGCACCGACAAGACCGGUCCCAUGGCCAGCUCUCUCGAGUCAGGGACUGCUGUGAGAGGUGGGUCAUUGUCUGCUCAGUUCCCCCAGAGGAGCGACGGAAAGGAGCUGAAGAUCCUGGUGCAGCCAGAAACCCAACACAGAGCCCGCUAUCUAACCGAGGGCAGCAGAGGUUCUGUUAAGGAUCGGACCCAACAGGGAUUCCCUACUGUCAAGUUGGAAGGUAUUAGUGAAGCAGUUAUGCUGCAGGUGUUUGUAGCAAAUGAUGCAGGCCGAGUGAAGCCCCAUGGAUUCUACCAGGCGUGCAGAGUGACGGGACGCAACACCACUGCCUGCAAGGAGGUGGACAUAGAGGGCACCACGGUUAUAGAGAUCCCUCUGGAGCCGAGCAACGACAUGAUACUCGCGGUGGACUGUGUGGGAAUUUUGAAGCUGCGUAAUGCAGAUGUUGAAGCCCGUAUUGGUGUGGCCGGAUCCAAGAAGAAGAGUACACGUGCUAGGCUGGCCUUCAGGGUCAACAUCCCCCAACCCGACGGAUCCAUGCUUACUCUGCAGGUCCCCUCCUCACCCAUCCUCUGCACCCAGCCAGCCGGGGUGCCCGAAAUCCUGAAGAAAAGCCUCCACGGCUGCUCGGUGAGGGGAGGAGAGGAGGUCUUUAUCAUCGGAAAGAACUUCCUCAAAGGAACCAAAGUUGUUUUUCAGGAGAACAUUGCAGAUGAUAGUUCCUGGCAAGCUGAGGCAAAGAUUGACAUGGACCUUUUCCAUCAGAAUCAUUUGAUUGUGACAGUCCCUCCAUUCCACAACCAGUCAAUCACCUCUCCUGUGUCUGUGGGAAUUUUUGUGAUGACCAAUGCUGGUAGAUCACAUGAUGCCCAGACCUUCACCUAUACUCCUGACACAGCGGAUAAUUCAAAUAUCCAGACAGUCAAAACAGAAGGACCAUCCCUGGUCAAGACCUGUAUAUUUGAUGAACAGAUCAAAUCCAUGUCCUCUGAGCAAAACGACUGCUCAGACCAACCAUCCAAACGGCAAGAGGACACGCCUAUGGAGGUGUCGAGUAAUCCACAACCCGCAGAUGUCUUCAAAACGUCCCCUGACCCUCUCAUUUCGGUGCAGCAGACCCUGGACCUUAGCUCAAGUCCACAUCCUGGUGGGGACUCCUUUCAGAGCCCAAUGCCCUUACAGCCUGAAGAUGUGGAGCUUCCCCAGGCUCCCCCUGUGUUCCCUAGCCUCGAGUCUCUCAGCACGAUACAAAAGCAAGACAUGUCCUCCCCGACCUCCUUUCCGGUUUCCGGAGACACAACAAUUCCCCCAGUCACCCCAGAGGUCCCUCAGCAGUUCCUCAGAGACCCUCAGGAAAGCCUGUCUCCUGAAAGCUCUGACAAUACAGGAAGGCUCGUGGUCGUGGCCAUGCCUCAGAUCGCAGCUCCUUCUCCACCCCAGCCACAACAGUCCCAGGUAACCCUGUUUCCCCAGGAGGGUGUGGCCCAACUGGAGAGGGCGGUGAGAGAGCUCCAGGCCGGAGGUAACACCACCCUCCAGCAGGUGCUGGAGGCGGCUGUGGCCCAGCAGCAGCUCAACUCUGUGCUCUACAGCCCCACCCCGUCUGCGGACUCCCUACAGCAGCACGUCCAGGAGAACAUGAACAGCCUGAGGUUGGGAACCGCGGACAGUUCGCUGUCGGCGCAGCAGCAGCUGCAGAUCCAACAGCAGCAGCAGCAGCAGCAGAUGGAGCAGCAGUUCCAGCAGCAUCAGCAGCUGCAGCAGCAGCAGCAGCAGAUCCUGGAGAACCUCCAGCAGCAGCAGCAGCAGCAACAGGUCCUCAACAACAUCCAGAUCCAACAGCAGCUCAUCCUACAGCCACAAGACCAACAGCAACUACAGCAGCAGCAAAUCAUGGAGAACCUUCAGCAGCAGCAACAGCAGCUCCAGCAAAAUCAGCAAGUGCUCAGUAACAUCCGGCUGCAGGAUCAACAGCAGCAGAAUCAAAUUCUGACCAACUUACAGCAACACCAGCUGCAGCAGCAGCAGCAGCAACAGCAGCAAAACCAGGCGCUCAGCAACCUGCAACAGCAACAACUGCAAGAGCAGCAGGUCCUGGAGAAUCUGCAGCAACGCCUGCAGGCCGAGCUGCUCCAGCCCCAGAUCCACUCGGCCCCCCAGGCCCAGCCGCCGGUCACCCUCCUGCAGCAGGCCGGGGAGCUGCUGACCAUCCAGACCAGCUUCCCCACGCAGCCUCCGUCCCACACCUCCCCCCCACAGCAGCUCUUCCAGUCCCCGACGCCACUGGCCGAGACCCAGAGCUCCCAGCAGCAGGUCCAGGCGGCCCUGCUCCAGAACACGCUGACCGUCCUGACCAGCAGCGGUCUGGGGUCGGAUCAGCAGUCCACCGGGUCGGCCCUGUAUCUGUCCCCCAACCCUCAGCCCCCGCCGCCCCAGCAGCAGCAGCAGCAGCUGGCAUUCAUCUCCUCCAUGGAGACGUCGUCCAACCAGCCCCAGUCCGUUUCCAUGUUCCAGAACCAGCCCCCCGGUCAGCUCUCCCAGAUGCAGCAGCAAAGCACCCCCAUGGAGCAGCAGCAGUCCCCCCAGCAGAGCCAGCAGCAGCCGCCCCAGAUCCCCAUGGCCCAGCAGGGGUCCUUGUUCCAAGCUAUCCCCAACCAUUCACAGGGGAACCCCGUUCCCCAGACCCAAAUCUCCCAAACCCAACAAACGGGCCUGCUUCUCUGCACCACCGACCUGAACCCGCAAGCUAUUCUGUUCAGCACGCAGGGCCAAGGCAACCCACCCAUCGCAGCCAUCGGCGUUGGAAUCUCUCCGGCAGACCCGGCAGAGCCCAUGUCCUUCCAAGAUCAGAGCUCCUCGGGAGGCAACUCGGCGCCCCCCGAGAGCCGACAGCAAAGCCUCUUCCAGGAGCAGCAGCCAAUGCAAGUGACCCCCAGCUCCGGCCAGGUCCCAGGAGCUCAGCCCGUGAAGCUGUUCAUCCCACAGACCUCUCUGUCCAGCCUGCAGGGCACCGUGGGCUCCCAGGAGCUCAGCAACCAGGCGCCAGCCCCGGCUGCUACCAUCUUUGUGGUCCAGGGGGGUGUGGGUGUGGUUGCCAGCCCUGGUCAGCAGCCCCCGGAGCAGCUUUUCCAGACAACCGUGGGGGGGAAUGUGGCUCCACAGGGGCAGGCCAACCUCUUCGUCUUUGGUAUCCAGAACGACUCAUCCCAGCUGCUCAGCUCGUCCGGCCCCCCUCUGCCAGCCCAGAGCCAGGCCCAGGGCUCGGGACACCUGCAGCCCCUGCUGGAUCAGCCCUCCACCAUGCACAGCAACCUCCAGAACAGCCUUCAGGCCCAAAUGCAGAGCAGCCUGGAGAACGCCAUGCAGUCCAACCCCACAGCCGGCCUGCAGGCCUCCAUCGAACCCAACCUGCCCAUGCAGAGCGGCCUGCAGAUGCAGAGCAGCCUGCAGAGUCAGCUGCAGGCCUCCAUAUCUGCCUCCUCCAGCAUGGAUAAGAUCGAGGACCUUCUGGAAAGCCUGCAGAAGCAGUGAGAAACGUCUGGACCAUGUUGGCUCUGAGGAGAGUGAGUGAUCUGUUGCUGAAAGUUGCCCUCCCCGAAAUCAACUGAUGGGUGGCGUGUUGGUUUUUUGCACCGACGCCAAAAAACUUAGAAGGUCUCAAUUAUUUAAGAAUGACACGCUCUUUUACUGAAACUCCAAAUUAUGAGCUCAUCAGGCAAUGUUUUGUAAGAUAUUGAUCAUGAAUUCAUUCUAACUUCCACCCUUUGUUCCUGAAGUGACGAGCCCCCCUUUGUUAUCAACCUCUUGCAGGAUCAGAGAGGCCCUGAAUAACUGCUUUAUCCGUUGCUCUCCUAAAUGCAGUGUUUUGUUGUUAGCGUUUUUAAUAAAGUGGGCCGGUGUGAGGAUGACAGUGAAAACCUACCAGCUCUUGUGGAGAAACUGGAAAGGGAUGAAGAAUGUCAGCAGCAGGGAAGCCGAUGCAGUGUAGUUUCUAAGAGCGGACCGAGUAGAUGAAGCAGCCGCUUAGUGAGUGAAGAUGGCAUUGCACAGGAGUGUAGAUAGAGGCUGAAUCUCAUUUUGGGGGUGUGUAAACGGGAGGCUUUCGCUCCAGCUUUAAGGCCGAGGCUGCGAGUGGCAGAAUGCGGAGUGAGCGUUUAAGGCGGAGAUGACCUGGCAUCGGAGUUUCUUUUGCCAUGGAAACGAUUCCCAUUUUUGCAACUAAUCAAACCUUGCGUUUGCAUGUCAACAGCUUCAGUAGAAUCUACUCUAAGAGUACAGAUGACUAAAAUAUACAAUUCUUUGUAGAAGAAUGUAGGCGUGUUUUGUGGAAUAUCUGCCGGUGUGGAUGGAGUCUGCCAUGCAGUCUUCCUCAGAGGGAGGCUGGCUAAAUGAUGCCUGUGGGCUCCAUUCCACCCAAAUGAAAUGCAAACAGCCUGUGGUUGCUGAAUGAAGUGGGGGGGGGG